This is a messenger RNA of Angiostrongylus costaricensis, 165 nucleotides long. NCBI's taxonomy places the organism in Eukaryota, Metazoa, Nematoda, Chromadorea, Rhabditida, Metastrongylidae. The record is from the annotation of a GenBank genome assembly.
AUGGUGAGUUCUCGCAAGCAGUCAAUCGUUGAGGCUGCCGAGCAGCACUUCGACAAGAACACAAUAAUUCUUAUAGUGAACCUAAUAAUUCUUACUGUGCUCAUGGGAUUACUGUAUAUGGUUGCUACUUCUGCAAUGGCCGCCGGUGCAAAGGAUGAACAUUGA